CGCACAUUAAUUAUUUACCAGUUCAGUCGGUUCAGUCGCUAUCUGUCACAAACUACUAUCUACGUCAUCUCCAGAUGUUUGUCGAUCGGAUUUUCGCAAACAUCUCGCAGUUAAUAAUCAUUAUUGCAUUCGCGAUAUACGUCGACAGCAUUGAGAGCAAUACGUAACGAAGAGACGACGUUUCUCUCGUCGAUUAAAACGACGUGUCGAACGAGUUCACUCGAAGGGACGAUUUAACGAACGCGACGUAAUUUUUUUUUCUUUAGAUCACGCGUUUUCUCUUAGAAUCGUCGGAUUGCAUUGUCAUGAAGCAUCGUUCGUCGUUUCUGAGAAAGGAGCAGCGUCUACUUCGAAACAUCGUUUUGUGUUGACAAACAAAGUUUUUCGACGAGAUAACCUCUCAGCUGACGAAUUUUUAUUGCUACAUCUAUCUUGAGUAAGAUGUCAUUGAUUGAGGGAGUUGGUGAUGAAGUCACAGACUUUUUCAUUGUCAUGAGUAUACUGCUGGUUGGAUGGCUUGCUUGGUGUUCGACAAAUAUAGCGGAUCAGCCACUGAUACGCACUGUACUUAUAUUGCGUGACCGGACGCCGACGCGUAUCGCGACGAUAAGAGCAAAUCAUCAAAACACAAGCAGUCUUGGCCCCCAGGAUGUUGGUCGGCCUCCGAAUUUAGAAACAACAGAAGAUGAAACGACUGAGACAACUUCGGAUAAUAAUGAUAGUAUGCAAUCAAACUGUCCAAAUGCAUCUGUCAUGGAUAUUAGUGAAACUUCUCGAGAAGUCGCUAGACCGAUGGAGUCUACGGCAACAGAAGAGGUACUUAUCGAAGCCAUGGAUUCAUUCAAUAACGAUGACCCAUCACUGCUACAAAGAUCUGCUAAGGCAGAUAAUUCUGAUACAAAUACAUUAGACCAAACCACUUGCAGUGGUUCGUCAGAAUGUACAACAGAAGACUCGACUCUAAGCGAUAGUAAUGAAAUCACCAUAAAAUUGAAAUUCAUAAAUGAUGAUCAGAAAUUAGUCACUGGCAGUCUUAAAGAAAUGCUAGGUGAUUUUAAAAGGAGGCAUUUUCAAAUGGAAUUGGAAGCGCAUAAAUCAGUGCGAUUAGUAUUCAAUGGCCGCGUGUUGCAGCCCGACACUCAAACUCUUGAGCAAUGCGGCUUAUUCAACGAUUGCGUGGUCCAUUGCUGGGUGCAUCAACCACGACCGACUACUGUACCAUCGUCUCAGACGUCUACAUUAGAUAACUCGUCGUCCAUCUAUUUUAAUUCUCAACCGUUCUCGGAUCUGCCCACCGGCACGGGUCUCAGUUCGGUGCACAACGAAUGGGAUCUAAGUCGUCUCUUAGUAAGCAUUCUGACGAUUGUCUUAGGUCUCGCGUGGUACUCGCGGUACCAUUACGCUCAACUCUUUACUGCGACAACCACGCUUGCACUUUACGCGCUAACAGCUAUCUUUACUGUCUCCCUAUUUAGUAAUUUCUUUCCCGAUCAAGAUAACAUUCGAAACGUUGAAUAAAACGGCGAUCAUUACGUUGUGUAUGUUAAUGAAAGCACUUUAAAAUGGUUUAACAUAUAUUACAUAUGCACUUGGUUUAACGAGAUUACUAUUUGAUUAAUCAAAUAGCAAUCUUAGUCGCUGAGCAUUUGCUUUUAGCGUAACAUUUUCGAAAUCAGAUUUAUCGUUAACAAAGACGAAUUUGCUCUAUCAUUUGAUUUUUACCACUUUUAUAGGUGUUGAUAAUGUAAUCUUGAUUUGUAUCUCCAUAAAUGGUUUAAUUAAAAAGAGAUUGCAGAAUAUAAUAUAACGUGCAAUGCACAUUUCUAUUUGAGAUAAAUUUCUUUCAGAUUAUAUUUAAACUGGUUACAAAAAUAAUUACGCAUUCUAUAUAGAAGUAUAGGAGGCGCUAAAUUAUCGCGUAAAAAUUAAUGACAUUUUUUUGUGGAAAAUUUCCAAUAUAAUAAGUGUAUAUUAUAUAUACAAGUAUUUUCCACAAAAAAUAUUACUUGUUUGUAUUAUAUUUUUCCAAUAAUUAGAAAAAUAUCUUGCAUAAUGUAAGUUAUGCAAGUCAUUUUUCUUUGCUAAAUAUAAUUCUGAAAAGAUAAUUUACUAUUCAGUAAGAAAACAUAAGCAUUAAAUAUUGACAAAUCAUUAAUUUAUUUAUUUCAAUCUUAAUUAUGAUUUUAAUUAACUUUAAAUAUAAAAGGAACGAAUAUUAUAUAUAAAAAUAUACAUUCUAAAAAUAUAUUUAUUUAUAUAGUUAAUUAUUUUCUUCGAUCUUUUUGUAGUGCGUUGUAUUGUUGGUGCUAUGUGAAUGACAAUUAGCAUCAAGUAUAUAUCAUAAAUGUUUUUAUAUUCGCGGAGUUUAAUGAAAUUAUUUUACAUAUUCAAGUAUUGUGUGGAUAUCAUUAAAUAGUUAUGUAUAAUAAUGCGUAAGAUUGCAGUUACCACUAAAAAUUAUUUGAGUUCUACAUGGAUAAUAAAUUUGGAAAAAAGGAUAUUGCAUUACCUAUGGUCUACAUCAAAGUAUUGCAAGCUAGAAGUAUGCAAUAUUUUCUUAUGUUGUACAAUUCUUAUGUGAGAAAGGAUGCAUCAAUAAAAUCAGCCUUUUCUAAGAAAACUGAAUGGAUAUUUAUGGCAAACGGUUAAAAUCUCGAAUAUGAUAUAACAAGAAGAUGGGUGAAAUAUACUAUUAUCUCUGUUACUUACUGUAUCAUAUAAUUUGUUAAAAUUAAAUUAAUAAUUAUAUAUUAUGAUUGUUUUAAAAUGCCAAUAAAUGUAUCUAUUCAUUUGAUACUUUUAUCUUA
This is a messenger RNA of Formica exsecta, 2807 nucleotides long. Its product is annotated as transmembrane and ubiquitin-like domain-containing protein 1. Gene Ontology annotation, molecular function: protein binding. The coding region runs from base 442 to 1518 and encodes 358 amino acids. The record is from RefSeq and is a predicted model, not a curated record. The transcript has 4 exons. NCBI's taxonomy places the organism in Eukaryota, Metazoa, Arthropoda, Insecta, Hymenoptera, Formicidae.